AUGUCGUUUCUGGAUCAACCCUGGUGUCCCACCAGCGUCCAGGUGACCGUGCUUCAAGCCCGGGGCCUCAGAGCGAAGGGCAAAGGCGGCACCAAUGACGCCUACGCGCUCAUGCAAGUGGGCAAAGACAAGUACCAGACGUCCGUGGUGGAGAAGAGCGUGGCGCCCGUCUGGAAGGAGGAAGCCGCCUUCGAGCUGUCGCAGCAAGGCGCCGGAGGAGAGCGAGGCACGCUGCACGUCCACGUCCUCCACCGAGCCUUGGUGGGUCUGGACAAGCUGCUGGGUCAGGCAGUCAUCGAUCUGCAUUUACUCAGUCAGGAUAAGAACCGAAGCAAAACCGAGUGGUUCAAGUUACUAGACAAGAACGGCAAGGCGGACAAAGACCGAGGCGAGGUACUGGUAGACAUCCAGUUCAUGAGGAAUAACAUGACUGCUAGCAUGUUCGACCUCUCUGCUGUCGGCAAAUCUCGAUCCCGCCUUGGCAAGCUCAAGGACAAAGUUCGGGGCAAGAAAAAAGAACCGGAUGCGGCGUCUCCGUCAUUAUCGCAGGUUCUCACGGACAGCGAGGAAGAAGAAGAGGGGGAUGAAGGCAAGGCGCCUGCAGGCAAAGAGAAGAAGAAACUUAAAAUUAAGUCUUUGUUUUCUCACAAGUCCAACCUGCAGAGGAACCUGUCACAAUCCAUGACCAUCCUACCUGACAAGAACUCCACACUCAGUGGCAGCUUGUCAUCUGGACUUAAUGUAGAUACCUCUGAAGGUAAGAAGAAGUUCAAAUUCAUGAAGCACAAACACUCUGACAGCUCAGACAGCAGGGGGUCCUCUCAGAAGCACGCCACUCUGGAGAAAAGCAACCUGUGUAUCAAUGGAAGUCACGUUUACUGUGAGGAACCGCCGCCUCGCACCUCUCGGGUGGGCUCCAACUUCAGUCUGGCCAGUUCGGGACAUGGGUCUAUGGAAGAUGUUCCGGAAAGCUCCCCGCCGUCGGUCGACUCGUUACCAGUCAUUAGACAAUACACCCCCUGGGAGGAGGAGGAGGAAGAGGAGGAGGAGGAGGAAGAAGAUGAGAAGAUGAAACAAAGAAGAGAGCUGGAUGGGUUGCCUGAAAAAGAAGAGGGGCUGAAUGAACAGAAAAGGAGAGAAGAGCAGGAAAAAGCUGAAAAGGAGGAGAGGAAGAUGAGACAAGAAGAAUUAAGAAGGCAAGAACUAGAAAGAGUUGAAAAGUUGAAGGAAGAAGAAAAGAUAAGAAAGGAAGAAGAAAGAACACAAGAACUUGAAAGGUUAGAAAAAGAAAGGAUGAGAUUAGAGGAAGAAAGGAAAAAGGAAGAGAAAGCAAGAAAGGAUGAAGAGUUAGCAAGACAAAAAGAGAGGGAAAGAGUAGCAGAGGAAAUGAGAUUGAAGGAAGAAGCCGAGAGGUUGAGAACACUUGAACUACAAAGGUUAGAAGCGGAAAAGAUGAGACUGGAGGAAGAAAAGAGAAAGGAGGAAGAGAAAGCAAGACAGGAGGAAGAGAAGAGAAGGCAGGAAGAGGAAGAACGGGUAGCACUGGAAAAGAGACUGGAGGAAGAAAAGAGAAAAAGAGAAGAAGCGGAACGGUUGAGAAGACUUGAACGGGAAAGACUGCAAGCAGAAAAGAUGCGACUGGAGGAAGAAGAGAGAAAAAGGGUUGAAGAAAAGAGGAGGCAAGAAGAGGAACGACUAGUUUUAGAAAAGAGACUGAAGGAGGAAGAGAGGAAAAGAGAAGAAACAGAACGGUUGAGAAGACUCGAACUGGAAAGACUGGAAGCGGAAAAGCUGCGACUGGAAGAAGAAGAGAGAAGAAGAGUUGAAGAGGAGGAACGAUUAGCUCUAGAAAAGAGACUGAAGGAGGAAGAGAGGAAAAGAGAAGAAACAGAACGGUUGAGAAGACUCGAACUGGAAAGACUGGAAGCAGAAAAGCUGCGACUGGAAGAAGAGAGAAGAAGAGUUGAAGAGAAGAGAAAGCAAGAAGAGGAGGAACGAUUAGCUCUAGAAAAGAGACUGAAGGAGGAAGAGAGAAAAAGAGAAGAAACAGAACGGUUGAGAAGACUCGAACUGGAAAGACUGGAAGCAGAAAAGCUGCGACUGGAAGAAGAAGAGGGAAGAAGAGUUGAAGAGAAGAGAAGGCAAGAAGAGGAGGAACAAUUAGCUCUAGAAAAGAGACUGAAGGAGGAAGAGAGGAAAAGAGAAGAAACAGAACGGUUGAGAAGACUCGAACUGGAAAGACUGGAAGCGGAAAAGCUGCGACUGGAAGAAGAAGAGAGAAGAAGAGUUGAAGAGGAGGAACGAUUAGCUCUAGAAAAGAGACUGGAGGAAGAAGAGAGGAAACGAGAGGAAACAGAACGGUUGGGAAGACUCCAACUGGAAAGACUGGAAGCGGAAAAGCUGCGACUGAAAGAAGAAGAGAGAAGAGUUGAAGAGAAGAGACGGCAAGAAAAGGAGGAACGAUUAGCUCUGGAAAAGAGACUGGAGGAGGAAGAGAGGAAAAGAGAAGAAACCGAACGGUUGAGAAGACUGGAACUGGAACAACUGGGAGCAGAAAAGCUGCGACUGGAAGAAGAGAGAAGAAGAGUUGAAGAAGAGGAACGAUUAGCUCUAGAAAAGAGACUGGAGGAAGAAGAGAGGAAAAGAGAGGAAGCGGAACGGUUGAGAAAACUCGAACUGGAAAGAUUAGAGGAAGAAAAGCUGAGGCUAGAGGAAGAGAGAAAAAAGCGAGAAGAGACAGAACGAUUAGCGGAAGAGCAGAGGAACAGAAAACUUGAACUGGAGAGAUUAAAGAAGGAAAAGAUGAUGCUGGAGGAAGAAAAGAAGAGAGUGGAAGAGAAGGCGAGAAAGAAGGAAGAGGAGCGAGUGAGAAGACGAGAAGAGCAGAAACGUCUUGCGGAGGAACAGCGGCGACUUAAAGAAGAUGAGAGGAGAAGAAAUGAAGAGAAAGCGAGAAAAGAGGAAGAAGAGCAGGAACGGUUAGCUGAGGAAGAGCGGAAAAAUAACAAAGAGAAGAUGAGAAAAGAGGAAGCGGAGAAGAUGAGAAAAGAAGAGCAGGAACCGAAGAAAAGACCAGCGCAAUUAGAAGACAAAAGGAAGAAAGAGGAACGUACCAUCAAGGAUAUAUCUCAAGAGACAAAGAUGAAUGAAGAAAAGCUUGAAGAGCAACAAAGAGAAGCGGAAAAGAGAAAGCCUGCUAAAGAGGAGGAACACAGAAGGUCUGAAGAUUCAAGGACACAAGACGUCCAGCAGUUGAUGGAUGAAGCAUGCUUGCCUCACAAUCCCUUUGACGGCGAUGUUCCCAACUCACUUUUUAGGUCAAAGAACAGAACUUCUGAUCAGACGUUCUCAAAAAGUUGCCCAUCAGCUGAACCGUCAUCGGUAAGCAACAAUGUUGCCACUGAUAAAAAGAACACUCCAGUUAGUCAACGUGAGAAGCGACCAGCCCCUCAGCCUCCAGGAAAGACUCGACCGGACGUCCCUGAUGACCCUUUAGUGCAUUCGAAGCCAAUUCCGGAUCCUCUCAAAGAGAAGGAGUUGAAAACUGUCAGUAUUUCACAAAAGCACUCAGUGCAGACUAUCUCUCCUCAGAGCAAUGAGCAAAAAGGUGUUGCCGCCAAACACACUAAACGCCUUGCUCCAUCAAUACCAAGUACUGAAUCCAAAACUGUCCCAGUUGUGUACAGUUUAAAUCCAUUUGAUGAUGACGAUGAUGGGAAUGAGUACACGACACAAGAUCACACUUUUGUGUCACAAACUCCCAAUGCAGACGCCACCGCACAAAGCAAGGUCAAAUCUUCAAAAGUGGCCCGCGCACCUGCCCCUCCUCCAAAAAAUGCUGUUCUAUCAAGAACGCCAAGCCUACAAAGCGGUGAUCCGGCUCCUGCUGCACGCGGUCAUACUGAAACUCCAGCAUCCGAGGCCGGUAAGGCUUUGGCGUGCCAGGAGAAUCCACCGAAAGAGCCUAAGCCGGAGGCAGGCGGAAAGAAGGAAGCACCUCCAGCACCUCUGCGCAGACUACAGCCUGUGAAACCGCUCAGCCAGGAACUGCAUCCUUCCAUCGAGACCCAAAAUGAAAAAGAUAAGUCAACUCUUGAUCAUUCUGAGGAGAUCAAGGUAUCUGUAAGCAAGGAGAAAGGGCCUUACUCUAUGCUCACCCGGGAGGAACUCAUAUCUCUGGUGGAAAAGCAGGAGAAGCAGCUGCAAAAUAAGGAUAAAAGGAUAGCAGAGCUAGAGCAAUACAUCGACAACUUACUAGUACGUGUCAUGGAGGAGCAACCGAGCAUUCUCAUGUCUAUGAAAAAAGUUGUCUAG
Messenger RNA from Nerophis lumbriciformis (worm pipefish), 4314 nucleotides. The record is from RefSeq and is a predicted model, not a curated record. NCBI's taxonomy places the organism in Eukaryota, Metazoa, Chordata, Actinopteri, Syngnathiformes, Syngnathidae.